Didymodactylos carnosus is the source of this 975-nucleotide messenger RNA. Lineage: Eukaryota; Metazoa; Rotifera; Eurotatoria; Philodinida; Philodinidae. The record is from the annotation of a GenBank genome assembly.
AUGAAUGCAUUUAUGGUCUGGGCACAAGCAGCACGGAAAAAUUUAACAAAUAAUUUGACGGCUGUGAACAAUGCACAAUUGAGCAAAACACUUGGAAAAUUGUGGAAAGCAUUGCCACCUGAACAGCGAAAACCGUUUGUUGACGAAGCCGAACGUAUACGUGAGCAACAUAAAAAAGAUCAUCCGGACUACAAAUAUCAACCAAAACGAAAAGCAAAAAGUUCAUCAUCAAAAUCUUCCGUCUCCUCUCGGUAUCAUCCAUAUAGUCAAAAUUCAAAAUUAUCCUCUUCCAUAAGCGAUAGUAUUCAAAGUCCUGGUUCGCCUGAUUCAUCUGUUGAUUCAAAGUCACCACCACAAUUAUUCACUAAUGAUUUUGAUCAUGAAUGUAAAGAAAAUUUUCAAUAUUUUUCCCCUUAUCCAUCCACACUAUCAACAUUAGGCACAAAUCUUCAGUCGUCGUCACCGUUGGAAAUUGAUGAGAAACAAUUGGGAACAAAUGACUAUGAUACAUAUAAUUGUUCAACAAUGUACAAUCCAUAUUAUACUCAAAACUCUUAUAUGCAUGAUAGUCGUUAUCAAAUGAAUGGUAAUUAUAUAUUACCCUAUUCAACAACACCGCCUCCACCACCAUCUUAUCAUUAUGGCACUCUCUCCUCAAAUGACUAUUCUAUUUCAUCACCAUAUUCAUUAGCAUCACGCUGUGCUGUAAAACAGAAUUUUGGAGAAAAUCAAAUAACCUAUAAAAUAAUAAUAACUACUGGUUCUAAAACAGUACCUCCACAAUUAAUCGGUCGUAUCGGAUGUGUUCGUAUCAUGUUGAUCGGUGACAAUGGACAAUUAGGUCCAUUUGAAUUAACAAGAAAAAAAGAAGAAACGUUUAGUUGGGGCGGACAAGAUACAUUUGAAAUAACAGCGGAAGAUCUAGGAAAUGUAACUAUUCCGAAUGAAUAUUAUUACAACAAAGAAUAUGCAUGA